AUGGACAUCAAUGCCUUGUUGUCUCCCGACAACUCGCCAGCAAAGGCUGGUCGUUCGGGGGACCUCUCACGCUCACCGCGCAAGGUGAGACCUUCCGGCAACAAGCGCGCAGCUUCAGGUUUGAGCAAAGAGAUCACGCGGUCGCCUGAUCGCAACCUUUCCACAUCGCUCACAGGAUUGUCCGAUCCAGCAACAAAGGCUCCCUCAGCGUCAAGUCCGCACUCUAGCUUCGCACAUGCACAGCUCCAACAGCGGCCGAAAGGCACGCAUCGCCACGCAUCCACUCCGCAGAUGGAAACGCUUGCUGACUUGGCGUCAAUGCAACAACGACAUCGCGCCACACGAACGAACUCUGCCACAAGUCUGCGACAUGCCGACAUCGUAGAGGUGCAACGAUCGCCGUCGUUCAUGCAUUCAGCGAAUCCACCGCCUAUGGUCCGUAACAUAUCUGGCCAAUCGCUCGCAGAUCUGACCAUGGCGGAAGCUCCAACGCAAACACCGCCGCCACGUAGCGUCACCUCAGCUGCACUCAGUGACGCAGAAUCCCAGACCGUGACAGGCCUUCUCAGCUAUCUCAGCGAGAAUUCAUACGCUUAUGAUUCGCACGUUCAACUUAUUGGACUUCUACAUAAAGGCUUUCUAGCACACACAUAUCCAUCUGUCGAGGCUGUGGAAGCAUCACCUCAGGAUCCGCAUGGUUACGGCUUGCUCGUUGAACUGCGACAAGCUCGUGAAGCCAUGGAUACCCGCUUUGCUGUGGGCGAAGACCUCUGGCUUGAAUGGCUAUCCGAUGAGACAGCCUUGGCGAGGUCGGGCGAGGAGCGUGUGUCCGUCACUGAACUUUACCAAAAAGCCGUGCAAGACGAGCCUUCGUCGGUAAAGCUUUGGCAAGCUUAUGUCGACUGGGUCCAGUCAAAUUACGCAGCAUGCAACAACCUCGAGGGUGCCGACCAAUCCGGCUGGGCCGACCAAGAUAAGGAGAUGUGUGCGGAGCUCUUUACGAAAGACAUGAUCGUUGAUGUGCUAGAGCAAGGGGUCGCUGCAACGCAGUGGCGGAUAGACGAGAGCCACCUACUCUGGAACCGUCAUGCACAACUCGUCCUGGAAGAUCUUCCAGCCUCACCAUCUGCGCCCGAUGUUGAGAAGCUGCGCAGCAUGUUUGCGCAAAGACUGCAGACACCGCACGCUACCUCGACUGAAACAGCACGAAUGUUCUGGUCCUUCGUGAGCAGAUUCGAGCCCGACAAUUGGGAGGGCAUUAUGACCGAGGUUAAUGAGGUUGCCGCACCAGCAAGGAAACAAGUGGCGUUGCGCGAAGAGCAUGAGCUUGCCGUGCAACGCGCUUUAGAACGCGCAGACAAGGAAGCUCUCUUCGCUGCGUUCGCAUCGUACCUGCAGUGGGAGCGCAAGCAUGUGAACCGCGGUGUCUUUGGCAGGGAGCUCUGCUGCGCUGUUUACGAGCGCGCCUUGUUACGGUUUCCCACGUACACCGAGUGGUGGCUGGAUUACACCGACUUUGUGGCAAUGGACAAGGCAGCAUCAUCUGUACUACCUCUCCUUGAGCGAGCCACGAGACACUGUCCUUGGUCUGGCGACCUGUGGGGCAGCCGGAUACUGCGAGCAGACGUAGAAGGUAAGCCGCACGUGGAUAUUGAGGCAACAAAGCAUAGAGCGACAAAUUCUGGCCUCUUAGACGUUGGCGGCAUGGAGGAGCUACUAAAGGUCUUGCAGCAAUGGUGUAGCUAUCUCAGGCGCCAUGCGUUCAAGAGGACGAGUUCGGAGGACGAUGUAGAUACUGCGGAAGUAGGUAUCACCAUGGCGCUGGAAGACAUCCAGCAAGCUGGCACCAGGAUAUACGGCAAGGGCUUCACGGGCGAUCCGCGAUUCCGGCUCGAGACGAUUCAGCUCAAAUUCUUGUCCGAGGCACGUCGCUUUGACGAUGCACGCGCGAUAUACAAGCGUCUGGCACUUUUGCACAAGGACUCCUUCGACUUUUGGUCAAAGUACUACGUCUGGGAGAUGUGGCUGUGGGGAUUUGAACGCAUACGUGAUGCGCACCGAGUCGAGACGAGCGACAACGGACCAGAUCUUGCGACGGCGGUGUUGCAGCAAGCACUUGCCCAGAAGCAUAUUGACUCGCCGGAGAAGGUGGUUGAUUUGUAUCUCAACCACUUCCAGCAGCACGAGAGUGGGGAGAGAUUACAGGCUGCGCUCGUCGAUGCUAGGGAGUACGUCAAGCAGGUGGCGGCAAGACGAGCGAAGGAAGCUGAACUUGCCGCCGUAAAACAGCCGGAGCCGCAAGAAGCCCCAAUGCAGGUAGAGAGCACUAUCACUGGAGGGAAGAGGAAGGCUGAGGAGCACAUCGUUAACGGCGAUGGGAAGAGGAGCAAGACAGACGCGGUACCUAUAACAGUAGCAAACCAGAGUGAGCCAUCCGCUUCAGUUUCGGCGCAAGCGAAGCGCGACCGUGAGCACAACACCAUCACUGUGCGCAAUCUAGCGCCCGAAGUACAGGAGCUCGACAUCAAAAAGUUCUUCCGCGAUAUCGGACAGCCUCGAUCGAUUAACAUACUCCAAGACAAAGAUAGCGAUACCGCGACAGCAACCGUCGAGUUUGACUCGCACGAAGAUGUGCUCGCAGCCAAGAUACGAAACGGAAAGGAAUUACAAGGCCGAGAAGUGCGCAUUUACAGCGGUAGCCAGAACACGCUCUAUGUGGCGAACUACCCGCCAGAGUAUGACGAGACCACCAUGCGCAAUCUCUUCGAUAGCUACGGUGAGAUUCUAAGCGUCCGCUUCCCGUCACUGAAGUACAACAGUCGAAGACGGUUCUGCUAUGUGCAGUUUUUGACCGACGAGAUGGCGCGAGCGGCCGAAACAGCCAUGGAUGGUAAAAUGUUAGAUGGACAGCACAAGCUGGUCGCUAAGAUCUCGAAUCCCGAUGCGAAGAAGCAGCGCUCGGGCGCACAAGCCGAGGGGAGGGAGGUGUUUGUCAAGAAUCUUGAACGUAACGCGAGCGAAGCGGAGGUGAAGGAGUACUUCGGCCAGUACGGCGAAGUGGUCAGCCUCAACCUCGUCAAGCUGGUGAACAACAAGCGUACAGGCACAGGCUUCGUAGUCUUCGCAAGCUCAGACGAGGCGAAUGCGGCGCUUGCAGCCAAUAACAAGCCGUUCAAGGACCGCAUUCUCCAUGUCGAAGUGUCGUCUUCAAAAGCAGAAGGCCGUGCGGCGCCUCUCGACCGGGCAAGGAAAACAGACAUCAUCGUCACAUCAGGCGCUGCUUCUGCGUCGCCCGAGCCGGAUGCAGUCGGAAACGGACGCCGUGGGUCAGACGUCUCCAUGCAGUCGGCGUCGCAAGCGAGCGAGGAUGCCUUCCGAACGGCAAGGGAGCGGAAGAUUGCAAUCCUGGAUCUGCCAGACACGGUCAACGACGCACGCAUUCGCACGGCCAUGGAGAGAUAUGGGCCCAUUACCAAGAUCCAGCUACGCAGGGCAGACAACGGAGCGAUUGUUGAGUUUGCCAAUCUCAAGGAUGCUUUCAACGUGCGUGAAGGCGUUGAUGUGUCGGCGCUGGGGCCGAAUGUGAGGACGGGAGACGUGGCGGAUUUGCUGUCAAGGGUUAAGAAGCGGCAGGCGAUGAGUGGUGAAGUGAGUACGAGUCGUAUUAUGGGUGGUUUGGGCAUGAGACCGGCCUCCUUCUUGCGACCUGGUCAGCGCGGUGGAAGGCGAGGCGGUCUUGGCUUCAAGCGUGGCGGCGCGAUAGUGGGAGAGAAAGGGGUUGAGAGCAGCGAGCAUUCUGCUCCAGCACCGAGCAGUAAUGGCACUACGGCCGCGAAGAGCAAUGCCGACUUCAGGGCCAUGCUGGAGCAGGGAAAGAAAGCACCAGAGCCAAGGGAGGAGGCAUGA
Molecule: messenger RNA, 3906 nt
Organism: Baudoinia panamericana UAMH 10762
Lineage: Eukaryota; Fungi; Ascomycota; Dothideomycetes; Mycosphaerellales; Teratosphaeriaceae
Exons: 3
Coding region: 1-3906 (1301 amino acids)
Biological process (GO): RNA processing
Cellular component (GO): ribonucleoprotein complex
Molecular function (GO): protein binding; RNA binding
Source: RefSeq, a predicted model, not a curated record